This is a messenger RNA of Scatophagus argus, 5815 nucleotides long. RefSeq names its product RecQ helicase-like 4 (gene recql4). Gene Ontology annotation, cellular component: nucleus; cytoplasm; chromosome. The record is from RefSeq and is a predicted model, not a curated record. Gene Ontology annotation, molecular function: ATP binding; nucleic acid binding; four-way junction helicase activity. The transcript has 28 exons. Lineage: Eukaryota; Metazoa; Chordata; Actinopteri; Scatophagidae. The coding region runs from base 896 to 5620 and encodes 1574 amino acids. Gene Ontology annotation, biological process: double-strand break repair via homologous recombination; telomere maintenance; DNA replication.
UAAAAACGGCAAUAAAAUGUCCCACAUCACUGAUUUAGACAUUUGAAACAGGACAAGGCUGCUUUUUUAUAAUAUAAGCAGUAACAAGCCAAAAAUGUUGGGAAAUGUUGCUAUGAUAUAGUAUAUUAUUAUAACUAUAUUUGUUAAAUAUCUUUAACAAUGCCAUUUGUAUGAUUAUUAUAUUAUCUGACCUGAUAUUCUGCCGCAAAUUGUAUCAAUAGAUCAUUUUCAAAAUCUGGGAGUCACUAGCACAUCAAUAAAUUUUAGAUUGGAUUAUGCGCGGUCAUUGGUGGGUAUGAAGUGGAAGGAAAGUUUGGGACUGUCGCUUUAAGAAGAAGGCGGAAUCUGUUCCCAGCCUGCCGGAAGUGGUGCAUGACAACUCUUGUCAACCUGAACAGAUGCAUUAGAAGUUCAAGAGUUUUACCCAUACCGUUGUUAUAAUCUCUAUUGUCUUUGUGUUCCUACCGUUAAGUUUUUUUUUCGCUUGUUACAUUAAGUCUGUGUAAAAACAAAAACUAUAUUUUGUGACAUUGGAGGACACAGGAAGGAACCUGGCAACGCAAGCUGUCACUUCCCGGCGCGGGAAAAUCGUAAACAACACACACGGCAGAAGAAGAAGUCCUUUAAUGCAGUUUUCAAACAUGCUAGUUAUGUACUACACACGUGAUAUUUUCCUCCGGUAAAGUUGUUGUAACUUUUAAAAACCAUUUGCUGGUAAAGUCAGAAAAACUGCUCACAGUAACGCUUAUAAUGUUAGCUAAGUAUCGUGUCGCUCUAACGUUAACUUUCCCCUGUUAGACAUUAUGUUGGACAUUAUUUACGUAGUGAAUUAAAGGUAAAUAACGGUAGUUAAAUCUGUAAGUCAAGGAGUCUCGACCCUGUGGUUAACCAUACCAUGGAUCGCUACAACGAGGUGAAACUUCUGCUGAAAAACUGGGAGAAGGAGUUUGUCAAACAGCACCAGAAGAAACCCAACAAGGAGGACAUUGAUCAAGCUCCAGAGGAGACCAGGAAGCUGUACAAAGAAUAUCGGAGUCUGAAACAAGCCAAAGAAAACAGCAGUGAUGCAGCCAGCAGACAUGUUGAAGAGUCCAGAUUUACACCUGAGGUCAACGCGGCCCAGAAGGAGUCAGACUGUUGGGGUGCCCAUCUGAACCGUAGUGCACAGUCUGCAUCGUCUCCCAGACUGACACCCCAGGACAGAGACAGUCUUCAGUCCUCUGCCCAAUACUAUGGCCUAAAGCUUAAAAACAACCUGUCUAUGCUCAGUAAGGAGAGACCUGUUUCACUGAAGAAAGUGACCCUCUCUGGUCGGGUGCCUCUAAAUUCCUUGAAAGAUUUACAAACUGGACAGACAAACCCUCCAGCUGCUGCUGCUGUCAUUAAGAACGCUUCCACUGACUCUGAAUCCAGCACUUUCUCACAAAGAGUCAAGACUUGCCCGGGGUCCCUGCCUUCAUCGACACAGCAUUCAGAAGAGCCUGAAGAUCAGUUUGAACCUUUUGAACCUAUCAGAGAGUCUUGUGAAGAACCUGCAGGCGCUGACAGCAGUUUUAGUUGUAGCAGUAGUAGUAAUACUGAGAGUAAGAAUAGUAAAAUGAUUAAAUCACAAAAUCCAAAUGCUUUUAGUCUGUCUUCCUCUCCAACCAGAUCUUCUGCCCUGUUGUCAUCAUUAUCUUCUCCAGGCAGAGUAGGAAUUCCAAGAGGUGAUGUGGAGUUCAGAGGAAGCCCACAUAUUGCUAGAGGCUUCAGAGGAGGAAUAGCAGGUAGAGACAUUGGAGGAAGGCCCUCUCCUGCCACCAGGCUGAGUUCUAUCGACAAGAAGUGGCUAGAGAGGUGUCAGGUGUUUGGAGAGAUGGAGGCUGAGGUGAAGCCUGGAGCAGGCAACCAGGAUAUCAGUCAGGACAAAAGAGAUGAGAGAGAAAGGGAAACGGAAACAGAAGGAAAAAUUGAAGGUGAUGAAAGAAUUGAAAAAGAAGAAAUAGACACAGAGCGAGCAAAAAGAGAAGCAAUAGACUUGAGAGGAGAUGAUUGGUUUAAAAGCGUUACGACUGAUAACAUGGUCAGCGAUGGUGCACAGAAACCUCCCUGGCAACACACUAGAAACAGCAGCAGAGGAGGGGAAGCAAAAGUGAACAAGAGGGGAAGUGAAGAUAUGGAAAGUGGUCUAACGCCCGCUGCAGCGCCAGAAGACGACAAUGAAACCAGUCACAAAUCCAAAGGCACAAAGAAAAGAGGUAGGAAAAGGCAGAGAGAGGGAGAGAACAUGGAGGGAGAGAUGACAGAGGAGGGAGGAGUGAAGAAGAGGCGUAGGAAUGGCAAAAAGAAAGAGGAGAACUCUGUAAACCCCAGCCAGACUCAGGAAGGAGGGAACAAAAGGAGAACCAAGAAAAAGGGAGAUGAAGACACAGAGGGUGAACAAGAGAAACAAACCAAGGUAACAAAAAAGGUUCCUCAGGAGAACUUGUUAGGAGAAAUAGAGGAGGAAUUUGAAGCCAAGAGAAGGUAUCACACUCCACCUGUCAGAACGAGAAGUGUGAAAGGCGCAGAGGGUAACUUUGUGAAGAUAAAUCUGAAGAAGAAAUCUCAUGUCAAAGGAUACGCACUCAGAGGUGUUGGUCUACGGAAACAGUUGUACAUGCAGAAGUUCCAGCUGAAAGGCGAACGUUUUGGUGGAGGUGGUGGAUAUUUUGGCAGAGGAAGGAGGGGUGGAUUCAGAGGAGGGCUCAGUCGCCAGGGUGACACCUGCUACAAGUGUGGAGGGACCGGACACUGGGCCAUCGACUGCAAGGGACGAGCCCCUCCUCCUCCCACUCCUGAAGACCUACCUGCUGAUGAGGUGCCGUUUGAACUGCCCACCCUGGAGGAGGUUGCCAGGGCAACGGGGACGCUGCGGCCUGACUCGCUGGUUGCAUCUCCCAGAAUCAGCGAGAAGCAAGACUACCAAGAAAAGGAGGGCGACAGUAACCAUAAAGACGAGGUGUUGCUGAACGUGAUCCGUCCUGACUAUGAGCGUCCCGCUCCUCCACCUCCAAUGGAACCUCUUUAUGAUCUCAAAGAUGAUGGGAAAAUCCGGGAAGCGCCUCCUGAGGUGUACGCAGCUCUGAGAGACCUUGGCUAUCAGUCAUUUAGAUCUGGACAAGAAGAAGCCAUCAUGAGGAUACUGUCAGGUCUCUCUACCCUGGUAGUGUUGUCCACAGGGAUGGGCAAAUCAUUAUGCUACCAGCUCCCAGCCUACCUGUAUGCACAGCGAUCAAAAUCUAUCACUUUGGUCAUUUCACCUCUAGUCUCACUAAUGGAUGACCAGUUGUCUGGCUUGCCAGGCAAUCUGAAGGCAGCCUGUAUCCACUCCAACAUGACUAUGAAACAGAGGGAAGCUGCGAUAGAGAAGGUGAAGUCAGGCCAGGUGUGUGUGUUGCUCCUCUCCCCAGAGGCUCUGGUUGGUGGAGGUGGCUCAGGUUCAGGGUGUCUCCCCUCUGCUCAGGAGCUCCCUCCUGUGGCCUUUGCCUGUAUAGACGAAGCUCAUUGUGUCUCAGAGUGGUCACACAACUUUAGACCCUGCUAUCUGAGGCUCUGUAAGGUACUAAGAGAGCGUUUGGGAGUGCGGUGCUUGCUGGGACUCACGGCUACGGCCACACUGUCCACUGCUCUGGACAUCGCACGACAUUUGGACAUCACUGAUCAAGAUGGCAUUGCAGUCCGAUCUGCAGCGGUGCCUCCUAACCUGUCCCUGUCCGUGUCCAUGGAUAGAGAAAAGGAUCAGGCUUUAGUGUCCUUGUUGAAAGGUGAUCGCUUUGGUUGUCUGGACUCCAUCAUCGUCUACUGCACCAGAAGGGAGGAGACAGUUCGUGUGGCGGCGUUGCUCAGGACCUGCCUGCAGGGUGUGCUGGUGAAAGAAAACAAGCAGCCCAGCAGCAGCAGUCAGACACAAAACAACCCUGUAGGACAGAGAAAAAAAGAGCUGGCAAGGAAGAAGAUCCGUAAACCGCUGAAAUGGCAGGCGGAGUCAUACCACGCCGGCUUGUCGGCAUCAGAGCGCCGUCGUGUCCAGAACAACUUCAUGUGUGGAGAGCUCAGAAUCGUGGUGGCCACUGUUGCGUUUGGCAUGGGCCUCGACAAAUCAGACGUACGUGGUAUCAUCCACUACAACAUGCCUAAGAGCUUUGAGAGCUACGUUCAGGAGAUUGGAAGGGCAGGAAGAGAUGGAGAACCAGCACACUGUCACCUGUUUCUGGACCCUGAGGGUGGAGACCUCCAUGAGCUUCGUCGUCACAUCCACGCAGACACGGUGGACUACUACACAGUAAAGAAACUAGUGCAGAAAGUUUUCCCCUCAUGCAAAUGUAAACAGGUACACCAGAAACAACAGGAACUUGUAAAGGACAUUGACGACUCAGAGCUGCUGGAAAUGAUGGAUGUAUGUGAUCAGGAGAGCGGCAUGAACCCUCCCACUCAGCACAAUAUAGUACCACCAGCACCUUCUGCUGCACAGGAGACAUCACAUCCCCAUGCAGCAGAGCUACACCUCCGAGAAGGUGGAGCUGAAGGAAAGGAGGAGGAGAAAGAGGAGCAGACAGUUGAACACGAGGAAACUGAUGGUUUGAUGAAGCGUAAGGAUGUGGAAGUGAAAGGAGCCAGUGAUUGGCCGAGGGACCAGGAAGAGGAGAGCAGUGAUUGGCCCAAAGAGCGAGUGUGUCACACGCAUGAGAGAGCGAUUCCCAUCCAACAAACUGUGGAGACUCUUGACAUCACAGAGGAGGGUGUAGAAACACUGCUCUGCUAUCUGGAGCUGCAUCCCCAGCGCUUUGUUGAACUUCUCCACCCCACACUGUCUCUGUGUAAAGUCAGCUGCUAUGACGGACCAAGACAGCUCCAGAAAAUCACUGGAAUUUGCCCCCCAGUUGCUGUGGUGUUGGCCAGAAGGCGGAUGGCAGGCGAACGAGUGGAGACUUAUUCUGAACUGGAGUUUGAUGUUGUCGAGGUUGCGGACACUAUGGGAUGGCAGCUUCCUCUUGUGAAGAGAGGACUAAGACAGCUGCAGUGGAGCACUGGUAGCGCUGGUGGCCGUAGCGGUGUCCAUGUUGAAUUCUCCUCCAUAUCCUUCUACUUUCGUUCCUACGGUGACCUCAGCGAUGAGGAGCUGGACAGAGUUUGUCAGUUCCUCCAUAAUCGAGUGCAAAACCAAGAGAGAACACAGCUUUACCAGCUGACCGCAUGCUUCAAGGCCUUCAAAAGUGUCGCCUUCAACAGUGUGUCGUCCUGCCUUGACGAUUUAGAUGGAGGACGCAGCCUCCAGCUGAAAGGCCUUCUGUCCGAGUACUUUGACAAGAGGCGAGACGCCAGCCAAAUGCUCGCGCCUUUGGAUGCUGAGGAGCUCGACAAAUAUAAGUUGUUAGACUGGGAGAAUCAGAUCAGAGCGGACAUCAGAAGUUUCCUCUCCACCCGCAGUGAUGAGAAAUUUUCUGGACGAGCUGUUGCUAGAAUCCUGCAUGGCAUAGGGAGUCCUUGUUAUCCUGCUCAAACCUACGGCAGGGACAGACGCUACUGGAGGAAGUACAUACAGUUUGACUUCAACCAGCUCAUCAGGUUGGCCACACAGGAGAUCAUUCGCUUCAAGUGACCAUUUUGACUCACUCACGCACACGUGUUCUGCUUUUGGUGGGUUUGACCAGAAAUGUCUGGUUGUCAUUCUAAUACAAUUUUUUUUUUCAUAUUGACUUAUUUAACAUUUUGUACAGUGCAAAGUUUUUAUACUAUAUAUUAUAUAAAUAAUUUUUUUUGUUUGUAAGCUGUAUCUAAAUAAAAUCUAUUUUUC